Messenger RNA from Morchella sextelata, 1059 nucleotides. RefSeq lists its product as uncharacterized. The coding region runs from base 1 to 1059 and encodes 352 amino acids. The record is from RefSeq and is a predicted model, not a curated record. The transcript has a single exon. NCBI's taxonomy places the organism in Eukaryota, Fungi, Ascomycota, Pezizomycetes, Pezizales, Morchellaceae.
AUGUCCACGCAACCCACCUCCCUAAAAGACCUCUCCCCCGAACUCCUCAUCCAAAUCUCCCAAAACCUCGCCUCCUUCACCUCUCUCUCCAACCUCCUCUCCGCCCUCCCCAACACCAACACCGCACACCUCCGCAAGACCGUCAUGCGCUACCAAUUCGACAUCUGCGAGGCCAUCGCCGCGACCGAACUCACGCCCUCUCUCACACCUCACUUCCACGCCCUCCUCAAAGCCCAGGGCGACAUGCAGCGCCUAAUAUCCAAAAGCCCACCCGCGAGCCUUACUCCGGCCGCCAUGCGGACCACUGGUAUCCUCUCCGGCGGCAGCAGAGUCGGCAUCGACGAGGCCAUCCAACUCGAGAGCUACCUCCACCAGCUGCGCAUCUGGAAACCCGUGUUUCUGGAAGAGACACGGCGCAUGCCGCGGGGCUGCGGGAACAUGUUCCCGGACCUGCUGGGGCGGUGGAACACACUAGUGUUUCCCGAAGACGACACCGACUCGGAGGACUCCGGGUCCGACUCUGACGGCAUAUUCGUGCUCGUGGAUCUCUCGCUGGAGUGGCAGGGGGCGCUGUCGCUGUCAGGGCUGUCGCAGAAGCGGCAUGUAAGGAUCGAAAGGGCGUGGCUGAACUACUGGACUAUGCUGUUCUCGCGGGUUGGUGAUGAGCGGGCGCACGCGGCGGCGGUGGCGGGGAGCACGGAGGGGGAGUAUGCUGUGUGGACGCGCGAGUAUGUCAAGGGUGUUGAGGAGUGUCCGGAGGGUGUGUGCUAUUUGGCGCCGAUGUGGGAGUGGCUGAGGUUUGUGCCGCGGCUGUGUGAGCCCGUGCCGGCGGCGGGGGAGGAGAUGUGGGAUGUGGUGAUGGUGGGCGGGUUUGAGUAUGUGUGUGGGGAGGAGGUGAUGGGGGAGGAGGUGGUGCCGGUGCCGGUGGUGGGCGGGGCGCAUAUGCCGCCGGGGGUGUGGGGUUCGGGAAGCGUUGGGGAGGGGAUUGUGUGCAGUUUGGGGAGGUUGAGGGGGCUGUGGGUGUUGGAUGUGCAUAGGAGCUUGUGGAGGGGGCAUUAG